Debaryomyces fabryi is the source of this 3408-nucleotide messenger RNA. It is a transcript of the gene PMC1, whose product is annotated as calcium-transporting ATPase. The coding region runs from base 1 to 3408 and encodes 1135 amino acids. Gene Ontology annotation, molecular function: ATP hydrolysis activity; P-type calcium transporter activity; ATP binding. The record is from RefSeq and is a predicted model, not a curated record. Gene Ontology annotation, biological process: intracellular calcium ion homeostasis. Gene Ontology annotation, cellular component: intracellular membrane-bounded organelle; membrane. NCBI's taxonomy places the organism in Eukaryota, Fungi, Ascomycota, Pichiomycetes, Serinales, Debaryomycetaceae. The transcript has a single exon.
AUGGUUGCAUUAAAUCCUAAUAAGUAUGGACAUACUUUGGGGGUGGAACCUCAAAAAUUUCAAGGUGAAUCAGAUCAAGGUAGCAUAUCGUCUGCAUCACCGUUGGCGGGAGAGCCAUAUAGCAUCGGACCUGAUGAGUUAGCAGAGUUGCAUGACCCUAAGUCGAUGAAGAAGUUGUAUGAAAUAGGAGGCGUAGAUAGUUUGAGUGCCAACUUCAAAACUGACCUAAAGGGAGGUAUUAAUGACGGGGAUGAGAAGGAUAUGGAAAGGAGAACACAGUACUAUGGAGUCAAUAGGUUGCCAACGAAAGUACGUAAGGGUUUCUUUGAGUUGUGCUUUGAUGCGAUGAAAGAUAAGGUUUUGAUCUUGUUGUCAGUGGCAGCUGUGAUUUCUCUUGCAUUGGGGCUCUACGAAACAUUCGGCCAGGGUGUUAUGUACGACGAUGAAGGAAAUGCAAUGCCAAAGGUCGACUGGGUCGAAGGGGUCGCCAUCAUGGUAGCAGUUGCUAUUGUGGUUCUUGUGGGUGCUGCAAAUGAUUACCAAAAAGAGCGUCAAUUUGCAAAAUUGAACGCUAAGAAGGAAGAUCGUGAGUUAAUUGUUAUUCGUAAUGGUUGUCAGAAGAUGAUUUCUAUUUACGACUUAAUGGUAGGUGAUAUAACAAACCUACAGACUGGGGAUGUGAUACCAGCGGAUGCAAUUUUGGUUAGUGGAGAAGUUGAGUGUGAUGAAUCUGCAUUGACCGGUGAGGCGCAUACCAUUAAGAAAGCGCCAGCAGACGAAUCUAUGAAAUUUUAUCAGAAUCAGUUGCCGACGAAUGAAGAUAUUGGGUCUAGAGAUAUCAAAUUUAAAGAUCCCUUUUUAAUUUCAGGAGCUAAAGUAUUGUCAGGUUUAGGUAAUGCCAUGGUUACCGCAGUGGGCCCCAAUUCCAUUCAUGGGAGGACAAUGGCAAGUUUAAAUCAAGAAAGUGAGACCACUCCAUUACAGUUAAGAUUGGACAAUUUAGCUGAAGGUAUUUCCAAGUAUGGUUUUUUGGCAGCGUUGGUAUUAUUCAUCGUAUUGUUCAUUAGGUAUUGUGUUAAUAUUGCACCAGGAGGAAAGUUUCAUAUUUUGAAAAGUACAGAAAAAGGUAAAAAAUUUGUGGAUAUAUUGAUUACUGCUAUCACUAUUGUUGUGGUGGCUGUUCCAGAAGGAUUGCCAUUAGCGGUUACCUUAGCUUUGGCAUUUGCAAGUACUAGAAUGGCACAGAAUGGUAAUUUGGUAAGAGUUUUGAAAUCGUGUGAAACUAUGGGUGGUGCAACUGCUAUUUGUUCAGAUAAGACAGGUACUUUAACUGAAAAUAGAAUGAGAGUUGUGAAGGGACUUUUCGGUAGUCAAGAUUUUGACGAUACUGUUGGAAGCGAUGGUCCAAGAUCACUGGAUAUGUUUUCAAGUAUACUGAAUGAUUCGAAUGUUUUCUUCUGUACUAAUGUGGCUAUUAACUCAACUUCUUUUGUGAAUCUGGAUUACGACGAGGCGAAAGCUGAAUUGGCGAAAAUAAAACCUAAGAAACAAUCUCUUAUCAAGCAUUUACUUACCAAUUCAAGUGCUCGUCAAAAGAAACAGUUAGAAUUUCAUCAAGUGGAUGAACCAUAUUUGGGUAAUAAGACAGAAUGUGCGUUGUUGAUCUUGGCUAAUGAAAAAUUGAAUUUAUUCGGUGAUAAAUCAUUAGAACAACAAAGACAGGACAGCUUGCAAGAUAUUGUUCAAGUCUUUCCCUUCGAAAGUUCUAGAAAAUGGUCAGGUGUUGUUAUGAAGAUUGAUAAUGGUUUCAGAUUCUAUUGCAAGGGAGCAGCAGAAAUUAUUUUCAAGAAUUGCGGCUAUCAGCUUGAUCUGAAUGGUGAUGUUAUAAGAAUGGAUAGGAACUUACGUGAUGCUGCAUUGACAAAAAUAGAUGAGUAUGCUAAUGAUGCUUUAAGAGCGAUUGCUUUAUGUCACAGGGAUUUCGUGGGUAUUAAUAGCUGGCCACCUCAAGAACUAGUCAAUGAUAAUAAAUCAGAAGCUGAUCCCAAAUUGUUGAUUAAUACAAAUGGUAAUGUGGAAGAUGACAGAAAAAUGUCAAUUAUAGACGGCAUAGUUGGUCUUCAAGAUCCAUUGAAGGAAGGUGUCCCUGAAGCAGUUCUCCGUUGUAAGCAAGCAGGUGUUUCUGUUAGAAUGGUGACAGGUGAUAAUCUCAUUACUGCAAAGGCAAUUUCUAAAGGUUGUAACAUUUUGACAUCUGAAGAUUUGUCGAAUGAGUAUGCAUUUAUGGAGGGGCCAGCUUUCCGUAAGUUAUCAGUUCAAGAGCGUAACAAAAUUGCUCCAAAAUUGAAAGUUUUGGCAAGAUCUUCACCAGAAGAUAAAAGAAUCUUAGUAGAAACAUUGCGUACUGCAGGUGAAGUUGUUGCUGUAACGGGAGAUGGUACAAAUGAUGCUCCUGCUUUGAAAUUAGCUGAUGUUGGGUUCUCGAUGGGUAUUUCUGGUACUGAAGUUGCAAGGGAAGCUUCUGAUAUUAUUUUAAUGACUGAUGAUUUUACAGAUAUUGUGCAAGCAAUUAAAUGGGGUAGAACAGUUGCUACAUCUAUUAAGAAAUUCAUUCAAUUUCAAUUAACAGUUAAUAUAACAGCUUGUUUGUUAACCUUUGUAUCAGCAGUUGCAUCUUCUGAAAAUAAGUCAGUAUUGACAGCAGUUCAAUUAUUGUGGGUUAAUUUGAUUAUGGACACUUUAGCUGCUUUAGCUUUAGCUACUGAUAAACCCGAUGAAUCAUCUUUAAGAAAAAAGCCUGCUGGAAGGAAGACUCCAUUAAUUUCGGUCUCUAUGUGGAAAAUGAUUCUCGGUCAAUCAAUGACACAGUUAAUUGUUACGUUUAUUUUACACUUCGCCGGUAAGUCAAUUUUCAUCGGAUCAAGACCUGCGACGAACCACGAAAAUUUACAAUUGGAUGCUAUGACAUUUAAUGCAUUUGUUUGGUUACAAUUCUGGAAAUUAAUUGUGACUAGAAAAUUAGACGAGGCUGACGGUGUAAGUAAGGUAAGGGAUAGAAUUACCAGGGACAAUUUGGAUUUCACACAACAUUUAUUUAGAAACUGGUACUUCAUUGGAAUUGCUGCAAUUAUUGGUGGCGCUCAGAUUUUAAUUAUGUUUGUUGGCGGUGCUGCAUUUAGCAUUGCUAGACAGACACCAGCGAUGUGGGCCACGGCUAUGAUUUGCGGUUUUCUUUCAAUACCAGCCGGUUUAAUCAUCAGAAUCAUUCCAAAUGAAUGGGUAGUAGCAAUAUUCCCAACAAGGGCAUUUAAUUUAUUCAUUUAUUAUGCUGGGUUUAAGUUUUUGAAGUCUAAAAAGAAGAAUAACGAACAAGAUUUAGAGAAGUUUUCUUCAUCAGAUAAGGAAUGA